AUUUAUUAGUGUAGUUUAACCCAUAUUGUAGUCGUAAAAACGCUUUGCGGUAGCAUAUCCGGGUUCCGGCCGAAAAUACUGACCUUGCCGGUUGGAAUAAUUUGUCGAAAAUGCUUUCGACGCUUGCUUCAAAGACAAGGCUUGCCAAGCCUUUGGCUCAACUCAGGCCAAUGAUGCUGGUUCGCUCUGGGGCCACCUUGCCAGUGAAGAAAGACGAGGGAGUCGUUGAGGUUUAUGAGAACGAGGAGGAUUUCCCGAAGUUCUUACAGCCGCAGCUUCCUCUGGCACAGAAGAUCAUGUACUGGAAGAAAGCCAAUGAGGUCUUCUUUGGACCAGAUCGCGAUGUUAAGAACUACCCCCACUUUCAGACCCGGGAGACCAUCCCCGAGACGUACCAGUUCUACCUGAUCCCCACAAGAUGGUUCAUGAACCUCUACCCAAGGCUUGGGGUCUCAGGCUGCUAUUCCUUUGUGCUGUUCUCGUUUUGGUUCCUCCUUGGCAAGGAGCUGGUCAGCGUACACGAGAUGCUUGAGCGGGGUGUUAUCCUCUUUGUUGCGGGUUUCCUCGUCUCUAAAGUGGGCAUCCGCUGGGGACGCAUGAUAGAUAAAGAAACAGAGAAUCUGCGCGUGCAGUGGUAUGAGAAUCCUCUCAACACUGCCUUGAGCACGUACAACUCUCAGGUAGCAGCCAUAACACAGAAGAUUGACACUCAGCAGGCUGUGCCCAUAAUUUACACUGCCAAACAGGAGACGCUGGAUCUGCAGCUGGAAGCCCAGUACAGGCAGCGGGUGAAGGACGUCUUCACGGCAGUUAAAAACAGACUGGACUACCAGGCAGCGCGCGAGGCAGCAGAGCGCAAGUUUGAGCAGCAGAUCAUGGUGAACUGGAUUGUGGAUGGCGUUAAGUCUGCCAUCACCCCCCAGCAGCAGAAAGAAACCCUGCAGUCCUGCAUCAAGACUCUGCAGGGACUUGCCAAGACUGCCAGCUUGUAAUUAUCUCGUUGACUGGAGAGUGUUAGUGCAUUGAAAUGUUGAGAUGACCUUUAAAUUUGUAAUACGACCAUCUGGAAGGAAUCUUUAAAUGUUGAGUUCACAGAAACCUUGUAAAGAAUAAACUUGUUGAGCUUUGUUACUUUUGAAUUUUGAGCUGACUUUCAAUCAAUAAUACCCCUAGUGUGAAGACUAUUGAUGUAUUUUGAAUUUUGAGCGAAUUAAAAACUUUGACUACUAUAAAAAAAGUGGAGAUGUAGGUUAGAUUAAGCCUUUAAGUUUUCUUCAUGCAGUAACACAAAGAUGGAAAGCAGUUUUUGUGUUGCUAUUAUAUACUACAAGAUCAAUUAUAACAGCUCUGUUGAAAUUGUGUGUAUUUUGAAGUUUUUUUGGUGUACAUUGUAAAUGAUGUAUUGGUUGAGAAUAAAAUAUUUAAAUAUA
Messenger RNA from Dreissena polymorpha, 1430 nucleotides. Its product is annotated as ATP synthase subunit b, mitochondrial-like. NCBI's taxonomy places the organism in Eukaryota, Metazoa, Mollusca, Bivalvia, Myida, Dreissenidae. Gene Ontology annotation, biological process: proton motive force-driven ATP synthesis. The transcript is spliced from 8 exons. Bases 111 to 992 code for a protein of 293 amino acids. Gene Ontology annotation, molecular function: proton transmembrane transporter activity. The record is from RefSeq and is a predicted model, not a curated record.